AUGGAUCCUAUCUCGUUUUCUGAAGAAAUCCUAAUUGACAGAGAUGGAAAUAAAUACCAAAUCAAAGAUGUGGUAGGGAUGAGCUUUAAAAUUAGCUUUGAGGAACCCUCAAGGUUUGCGUUUGCUUUAAAGAAAGGUCAUGAAGGAAUCAGGAUCUUCUCGAGAUUUGCACUCUUAAUUGCAACUUUGCUGUUUGGGGUACCGCUUGAGCUUUAUAUGGCACAAUAUUCGAUAUUAGUAGUUUUACUCCUGCUGUUCGGGUUUUUCUUCAAAAUUGUCCCAAUUUAUUGGAGAAUCUAUAAGCAGUGUCACGAAAAAGGCUUCAAGGUGUUUUAUUUUGAAGACACUGUCGCUUUUGUCGCAUUUCAGAAGAAAAUCUGGUCCCAUCGCCAAGCAAGACACAUAGCUAAAAGAGGAUUUAUAUUUGGAGAGGGAAUGGAGCAGUUCAUGUAUACAUUCGUACCAUCAAUUCUAUACAAUUCAGACAGUCUACGAAGGUGGAUAGGAUUCGUCGGCCAAGUUAUAUAUCCAAUCGUCGUUAUCUUGAUUCCUAUGGUGUUUGGAACUACAUUUGUGCUGGCAAAAAUUCUGAAACAUUUCAUCAAGAGCAUGAGAAAAGACAUUUUUAUUAGGUUUCUCAUUUCCAACCUGGAUGAUAUUCUGGAAAUCAUAGAGAAACUUGCAAGGUCUAUUGGGCCAACUAAAUUGGUCAUUUUUAUUGUUGAGUAUGCAGCAGAUCUUUUGCUGCCAAUUAUUUUUGAGGUAUUCAGAUGGUUGAGAACUGAAUAUGUUUUAGUUAUUAUGCAGAUUGAUUAUUUUAGGGAAAGAUAUGUUAAAGUAUUUAAAACACUGACAAAAAUGUACAAAAAUGUGUCUUAAGCUUAUUACAGGUUUGGCUGCCGCCUAUUGUUAAUGCAGUCAUCAAGGAUCCCGCAAGGGAUUCACCCUCUUUGCUACGUCAACAGGAACUUCUUCGAGUUAGAUUACUCACAGGGCAAGUUGCAGCUCUUGACGGAUAUAAUUAAAUAUGUACUCAAGGAAUACACGGCGAAUCGAGUGAGAAGCGCUGAGACUCCAUGUUUAUUAUUUAUAGAAAUGUGUCAGUUUGGGUAGAAAAAUUGGGAUUUCAUAAAAAAGCUCAACCAUUCAUUAAGGGGUAUAAAAAAAUCGAUAACACUCUAAGUCCUGGAUUGUUGAAGAAAACAACAAAUCAGAUAUAUGAUAUUAAAGGCAACAUCGAGGAUGUGAAAGAGCAAAUUGAGCUGCAUAGAGAUGAUAAAAAGAAUAACUAA
Molecule: messenger RNA, 1292 nt
Organism: Blepharisma stoltei
Lineage: Eukaryota; Ciliophora; Heterotrichea; Heterotrichida; Blepharismidae
Source: the annotation of a GenBank genome assembly